AAAAAAACCAUCAGGAAGUUCUACACGGCAAUCGGUGGAAAGAAACGCACCUUCAUUGGAAAUAAAGGCUUUGUUCUUGAGAAAAAGCUACCUGGCGUACAAGAAAAUACAUUCUGUAAGUCUACCACUCGGUAUAAAUUCAGGACAAACUAUUUCCAAUGGCAGAGUAUAACUUUAUGGCUUAACUUUAAGAACAUCAGCAAAGAGAAAGGGAAUGUUUAAUGACUUCACCAUGGGUCUAGCUAGUAUAAUAAAGACAUUAAUGGCAAUAAUAUUUUACAUCAAAUCUUUUGUGGCAGCUAUUUCCCUUGUUGAAUUUCCUGGUAGAGUCGUGGUAAAGCCGGCUCCUGUCUUCUUGGUGGGUUCAAACAUUUCAAUCACCUGUGUGACUGGGAACCAGCAGUGUAAUAUCAAUGAAUUUAAACUUGAUAUUAAUAGAAAAACAGUACAAAUGAAGCGCUUUAAUAAUACUGCAGCUCAUCACUGGAUAACCAACGUUACGACCCAUAACUCCGUAAUAACCUGCUACGUUCAGUGCAUUGAUGGGACCGACAUGUUGGUUUGUAGAGCAGACCUUCAAUCUGGUUACCCACCAGGCCAGCCAAGAGAUCUGAAGUGUGUUUGGAGAAAAAACUACAUGCAAUGUAUGUGGAAAGCAGGGAAAAAGACAUUUCUAGCAACACGAUAUACUCUCCAUGUCCAAAGUGUGAAAACUGGCAAAGAACAAAGAUUUCCAGCAGAAUCCAGAACCAGCAAUGUCACUGUCCCCAGACACCAUCUUAAAGACGCCUUGGUAUACAAGGUUUGGGUGCAAGCUGUGAAUGCAUUAGGAAAUGCAACGUCCAAGAGGUUGACUUUUGAGCUCAAUGAUAUAGUUGUGCCUGACACUCCGGAAAUCAUAAAAGCUGAAUUUAUAAACAAUUCAUCAUGCAAGGCUAUUAUUCACUGGAAAAAAUCAACACCAAGUGCAAAAUGUGAUGUUGAAGUGAAAUAUAAAGUAACUUCAGAGCCAGAAAUCAGCUGGACUCGGAUUGCUAAGAGUAAUAUCACCGGCAAUUCGAGCUAUCUCAGCCAUUGUGAACCCUUCAGAGAAUAUGAAUUUCAGAUCCGCUGCAUCCGUGUUCAAGGCUAUAAGUACAGCAGUGAGUGGAGUAGGUCAUUCAUCACCAAAACCCCUGAGGCAGAACCAGUGGGAGUUUUAGAUGCAUGGAGUUUACAUGAGCCAGCCUAUCUGAACAAACAUAGAAAAAUAAUCAUCUGCUGGAAGCCUCUCCGCCAUCCUCAGGAAACAAGGGGAAUUAUUCUGGGUUAUCAUCUUUAUUAUCUACAAAAUGGACAGAGAAAAUUCAUCCAGCAGAAUGUAACAGAAACCCAGUACAGCUGGAGAACACCCUGGGAAUCAGACACGGUCUUCAUCACCGCAUUUAACUCCAAAGGAAACACAACACCCUCAGUUCUCCACAUAGGAGAAGCAAAACUAAAGGCUCCCAGAAACCUGAAGGUGGAACGGGCUAAAGACUUCGGAGUACUUGUCAAAUGGGAGCCACCAGAUGAAACCAGUGAGCCAGUACUAGGCUAUGUAGUCGACUGGAUAGAAGCUACAAACAGAGACAAGGAGCUGCUUAGUUGGAAGAGACUUCCUAGAGCAAAUCUUUCUUUGUUUAUAGCACAGACUUCUUCAUCUCAGGACUUUCUAACAGAAGAAAGAGGCGUUAUGCCAAGAAAACGCUACAAUAUUUCUGUCACUGCAGUCUACCAGAAUGGACGAGGAAGAUCUAGCUUAGUCCAGGGAUAUUCAGUAGAAGGAAAACCUACAAUGGGACCAAAUGUUUCAUUGAUGAAAUUGGAUGGACCACAAGUUCAAAUAAAAUGGGAGGAGAUUCCACUCGAACAACGGCAAGGGUUUAUCAUAGGCUAUACUAUAUAUGUGAAAAGAGGUUCAGAUGGAUCCAGCCUUGUUCCAUAUAAUAUCACCAACAUUGCUACGAGGAGCUAUUGGCUGACACUUGAAUUUGACAUGGUUUACACCAUUCAUAUGACUGCCACAACAUCUGCAGGAGAAGGGGAAAAGGGAACAGAGAUACCCAUCAAACUUGAAUAUUAUGGCAUUGCUCUGCCACUGCAGCUAAGCCUGGGAAUAAGCAUUCCAACAGCCUUCCUUUUGGCUCUAACGCUUGCAAAAUCAGUCAGGAAAAGAAUUAAAACAACAUUGAAAGUGUUUUUGCCUGGCUGGGUUCAUGAAGAAUUUCCAGAUGUGGAAAACAGCAAAGUGGCUAAAGGACUGGAGAAGAAAGAUGAAUAUCCCUUUCCACGCUCUCCAAUGCAUCGGAUGUACAAUGAUCCACCAAUAACAGAGGUGCAGGAAGCUUUGCUACCAAAAAGCAACAGAAACUCAAUCCAGAACUUUAAUGAAAAUUUGAAUCACGAAAUAGACCAAGGAGAUUUUAAGAUUCAUAUAUUGGACACUCCAGAAGUCCAAAAUUCUGAUGAGUGUCAAAUAAUUGAGGAAGUUGAAAUUGGCUACAAGCCUCAAAGCUCUGUGUGUCAGGUGCCAACUUUAUCACAUAAUGAAGACCAAUCCAUUCGAAAGGAUGAGAUUGCUCAAGAUGAGGAGUACAAAGGCUUCAACAUUCCAGUGUUUCACGGAGUAGCAGAUAUUUCCACCAUUGUGGAUACAAGCAUUGAUUUGAGCUCAGGCCAUAGAGGGGCACCAGAACCUUUAAAGUACUUGCUUAGGAGAGAAGAGACUCACUUCCCACUUAUUGAACAUCAUGGAAUGUAUGCGACUGAGAGCUUACCUCAAGAACAAACUCUGCUUCCAGAUGAACUCGUCGAUUGUCUACUACACCUGGAAGAAAACUCCACUGGUUUCAAAUCUUACUUUCCCCAGAUUGUGGCUAUUCAAUGACACUGCUUAAGUAGAUGCCAAAUUCUGUGUUUUACCUCGAGACUCUAAAAGUUGGAUUUUCUUUUAAAUUGGUAAAAAAAAGUCUAUGAGCCAUUUAAUUUAGAUUGUACAUAGAAGAUAUGGGUUGGAGUAUAACAGUCUGAAGUCUUCAAAAAAGUAAGAAAAGCAAAUAAUUUAUCUUUUGUUCUUCACUGAAUAAGUGUGGAAUAAAAAACAAUACAGACAAAAUGCUGGAGAAACUCAGCAGGUCAGGCAGCAUCUGUGAAAGUAAAUAAACUCUCGGCGUUUCAGACCGAGACCCUUCUUCGGGACUGAAGUGUGGAAUGAGCUGCUAGUAAACACAGUUAAUUUUACAUUAAGCACACUGCCUUCCCCACCCCUCAUCUCUGCAUGGAAAAUCUCUGAGAACAAACAGAACUAACAAAUUCAAGGUUAAGGGCUGAUAUAAAUGGUCAGAAUUUCUAAGGGCAUGAUGCUUAUUGUGAUUCUUUGGUCCAUGAGUAUGCUAAAUGUGCCCUGUUAAAAUGGCAUUGGAUGCAGGUUUAGAUUAGUAUCCCUUGAAUUUAAUAUUAAUAUAACCUCUUGAUCAAAUAAAGCAAUGGGAAUAGAGGUUGAUUUGAAUAUUAUGAUAUACUGUAAUUACUCGGUUUUCUUCCACUGUAUCUGAAAAAUACUGAUUUCUCAAAUCAACACUUUUUUCAAUUCCAUGUGUCCACAAAUAUGCGUUCAAUAUGCUAUCCUGGAAAUACUGGUUUUGUGCUAAGUAGCCACACAGUUGUGAUAUUGAACUAGUAACCCAGAGCACCAGUUAAUGACAUAUUGUGGUAUUAAAAUCACUUGGGAAUUUGUGUGUUAAUACUAGAA
This is a messenger RNA of Mobula hypostoma (lesser devil ray), 3772 nucleotides long. Its product is annotated as interleukin-23 receptor-like. The transcript is spliced from 17 exons. The coding region runs from base 215 to 2908 and encodes 897 amino acids. NCBI's taxonomy places the organism in Eukaryota, Metazoa, Chordata, Chondrichthyes, Myliobatiformes, Myliobatidae. Gene Ontology annotation, molecular function: protein binding. The record is from RefSeq and is a predicted model, not a curated record.